Messenger RNA from Perkinsus marinus ATCC 50983, 1452 nucleotides. RefSeq lists its product as hypothetical. Bases 1 to 1452 code for a protein of 483 amino acids. The record is from RefSeq and is a predicted model, not a curated record. The transcript has a single exon. Lineage: Eukaryota; Perkinsozoa; Perkinsida; Perkinsidae.
AUGCCAUCAUCUGCAGUUAACUCGGGUCAUCCGAGUAGCAGCAGUUACGGCGACAUCCACGUUGACGACAAGGUGUCGGUGGUAGAUAAGACUUCGUGGCGAAGUAGGUUUACAUGGCGUAAGAUGCUUGUUCCCACUCUUAUCGUCCUCCUUGUUACUUUUGGGACUUUCAACAUUGUUUCGGGGAAGAUUCGAUCACAGCCGUUGGGAGAAGCAGCAGGUUAUGUUACCUGUAUUAUAAGUCAAUAUGUAUAUUUCACCACAUACUGGUCUCUUUUGAUCAUUCUGUCUGUGCUGAGUAAGCUCACACAUAAGGACAUUAUGACCAAGGAAGAGUUCCUAUGGGUAUGGGCCCCAAGAAAGGAAGCUGACGAGUCUAAGAAGGGUUUCCUCCGGUUGUGGAGUAGAUUACCUGGCAUCAAAUAUACCUUCUUCUCAUCUAUGGGUGAUGUACUCGGAGAUAAUCUUAUGUAUCUUACUCAGCCCUUCUUAUCGAUUAUCCUCUUCAACCUUCUCCAACAAGCAAUGGUGCCCUAUACUUUAAUGUGGUCCUGCAUUCUACUUGGAAGACGGUAUAUUUCUGAAGAGUUAUUGGGAGUGUGUAUGGUUGUUGCAAUGACACUCCUCUCAGCUGUGGUCUCGACUGGGUCAGGUGGAUCGAACAGUGUGGGUAUGACUAUUGUCUGCCUUCUGUCAACCUUAUUCCAGGCUCUAGCACAAGUUAUAAGAGAGGCCAUGUUCCUCGAUUAUGCACGAUAUGCUGAGAAGCACGACUUCAAAAACAAGAAACUCAAUGUCUUCGCCGUGGGUAGUUCUAACAAUACGUUUGGUAUCAUUUGGGUAUUCCCGAUUUCCAUCUUGGUAGAAUCAUUCAGGACGUCUGACAAUGUGCUAGAUGCUAUGGGUGAGGGCUUCCAAACGCUCCUACAUGCAAAAGGCGCCUUACCCGCCUUCGUGGUGUUCAUGAUCAUCAACGUGUGCUUUAACAUCACUGUCUUCCUCCUUAUCAGCUACGGUUCAAGUUUGCUCACUUUCGUUUGCUUCAAACUCUCAGUGCCUCUGUCCGCAUUUCUGUCGCUUGUCAGUUGGCCUCUUAUUGGUGCUGAUACUAUCAGUUGGAUUGAGUGGGUGUGUCUGGCGGUCAUCCUCGCUGGUGUGCUCAUUUUUCGGCAUGGUAAUGGCAUCCGAUUUAAACUUGAGGCUGAGAAUGAGCGGUUGGACGAGACUCAUAAUAAGAAGAUACCAAAGGCUAUCAUCUGCUUUUGGCCUUUUUUCCGUCAUCGGAAGCCUGUUAGAGAGGGUGAAGACCCUAACAAGGGCGUUGUGAUCAACACCACCUGUUGUGGACCGCAUGGUGUACCUCAUGAGAACCGUACUAGGACUGUCGACGUGGAGUCGGUGUUGUCAGAUAUAGAGUCUGAUGGUAAGGCUACUGAAAUACCUCUGAAGUGA